Didymodactylos carnosus is the source of this 453-nucleotide messenger RNA. NCBI's taxonomy places the organism in Eukaryota, Metazoa, Rotifera, Eurotatoria, Philodinida, Philodinidae. The record is from the annotation of a GenBank genome assembly.
AUGGUUGACGGAAAUACAUCGGAUGAACUAUCUGUGACGUGGGGAGUGCCCCAGGGCUCUGUAUUAGGACCACUGCUUUUUCUAAUCUACAUUGAUAAUCUACCUAUAUCGGUUAGAUCAACUUGUAAAUUAUUUGCAGAUGACAUGUCUUUAUACAUAACCGCAACUGGCAUCACAACUGCUGUCAAAGUUAUGAAUCAAGAUCUUGCAGAAAUCGCUGCAUGGUUGGUGAAAUGGCGACUAUUUUUAAAUGUGAAAAAGUGUGCAGGAAUGUUGUUUACGCUAGAUCGGUUGGCGACAGCUUCACCAUUAGUUAUUAACAACAUCCAGUUAAAUUAUGUCGAUAAGCACACUCAUUUAGGGCUAAUACUGACACCCAAUUUGAGUUGGAAAGAACAUAUAAAUAAAUAUAAAGUGCUCAUAUGUAAUUGGCUCGAUGAAAUAUCUGAGUAG